GGUCGCAGAGGACCAAGCGGGGAACCUGGCCGACCCGGUUCCACGGGGCUACGGGGUGAAUCUGGUGAGCAGGGUCCUACUGGAGUUUUGGGACCCAAAGGUAACCAGGGUGUUGCAGGAGCAGAUGGACUGUCGGGAAGUAAAGGAGAACUGGGUCCUUUUGGACCUCUUGGUCAGAAAGGGGAGGCGGGACAGAGAGGAGACCCCGGACCUAAAGGAGCCCCGGGCCCCAAUGGAACUGUUGGAAUGCCAGGAAUUCCAGGCCAUCCAGGCAAAAUGGGUUUACAAGGAGAGCAAGGAAUCCCUGGGGUUGUUGGGAAACCAGGCUCUCCGGGAAAAGAAGCUAGUGAGGAACGCAUACGAGAGCUCUGUGAUGGCAUGAUCAGUGAGCAAAUUGCCCAGUUAGCUGCUAAUUUAAGGAAACCCUUGGCUCCUGGACACAUGGGGAAGCCUGGGCCUGCUGGCCCUCCAGGGCCUCCUGGAGCAAUGGGGAGCAUUGGACAUCCUGGGGCUCGUGGCCCACCUGGAUACAGGGGACCAACAGGGCAUUUGGGAGCCCCUGGUCCCAGAGGGGACCCUGGUGAGAAGGGAGACAAAGGGGUCAUUGGCAAAGGCGUUGAUGGACCUGAUGGAGAUCAGGGUCCACAAGGACCACCAGGUGUCCCUGGGACUAGGAAAGAUGGUCGGAAUGGUUCACCUGGUGAUCCUGGGUUACCAGGAGACCCUGGAAGACCAGGUUCAGUUGGAGCACAAGGAACUACAGGACUCUGUGAUACAUCUGCCUGCAUGGGAGCUGCUGCUAGCGGAAAAUCUAAGAAAUCGUAA
This is a messenger RNA of Python bivittatus (Burmese python), 825 nucleotides long. Lineage: Eukaryota; Metazoa; Chordata; Lepidosauria; Squamata; Pythonidae. The record is from RefSeq and is a predicted model, not a curated record.